GAUAUCCUCACUCUGGACCAGUUCCAGUUGUCUCCCGACCCUCCUGUGCGUGGCAGUCCUUUGGAAAUCCAAUUGAUUGGCACACUGUCCGAGGCUGUUGUCAAGGGUGCUGUUGCCCAAGUAACUGUUAAACUGGGCUUUAUUCAGAUUCUCGAUAGGCCCUAUGACUUGUGUGACCAGGUUUCUGCUGUUGACUUGCAGUGUCCCAUCAGUGAAGGUCCUAUCUCCGUCGUAAAAUCAUUCGAUAUCCCAAAAGAAUUACCGUUUGGUCGGUAUAGAAUUCAUGUUGAUGUCAAGACUGUCGACGAUCGUCAUAUUGGUUGUCUUUCUGCU
This is a messenger RNA of Batrachochytrium dendrobatidis JAM81, 333 nucleotides long. RefSeq names its product sterol transporter. The transcript is spliced from 2 exons. Gene Ontology annotation, biological process: sterol transport. The record is from RefSeq and is a predicted model, not a curated record. The annotation marks the transcript as partial. Gene Ontology annotation, molecular function: sterol binding. NCBI's taxonomy places the organism in Eukaryota, Fungi, Chytridiomycota, Chytridiomycetes, Rhizophydiales.